AUGGGGUUCCUGUACGGUGUGUUUCUACUCGAGCUCCUUUUGAUAUGCGCCGUUUUUCAGGACUCGGACGCAGCUGGCUGUGCUACUGUCCCACCAAGUCCACCCAACACCCACCGUACUGGCUGUACAGCCCCUUACAGUGAUGGUGAAAAAUGUAAAUACGUCUGUAUCGCGGGGUACUCUGAAGUCAGCGGAGACAAGAAGCUGGUCUGUCGUGGUGGAGUCUGGGUCGGGGACCCCCUGGUCUGUAAAGAGAAUUGCGAUCCGCCUAUGGACCCAGAUAACACCAUACGAAAGGGCUGUGGCGACCCCUACAAACAUGGGGAGGUGUGUAAGUACAAGUGUAAAGGAGGGUACGCUAGAGCCGAGGGCGACCACAUUCUUACCUGCGACAAUGGAGUCUGGAUUGGGAACCCCCUGGUCUGUGAAAAAAAUUGUGGGAAGCCACCAUCGCCACCAGGCACCAAGCGAGAAGAUUGUACCUAUCCCAUCGAGCAUGAUGAAGUGUGCACCUACGAAUGCAAAGACGGGUACACCGAAGUCGGCGGUGACGACAGGCUGACCUGCGACAGUGGAGUCUGGUUCGGGGCACCCCUGGUCUGUAAAGCUGGCUGUGGUGUUUCCCCACCAAGUCCACACAACACCCUCCGUACUGACUGUACAGCACCUUACAGAGAUGGUGAAAAAUGUAAAUACGAAUGCGCCGAUGGGUACACUGAAGUCAGCGGCGACAGCAAGCUCAUCUGCAAAGACCAAGUCUGGGUCGGGGACCCCCUGGUCUGCCAAAAGAACUGCGAUCCACCUGUGAGCCCAGAUCACACCGAACGAAAGGGCUGUGGCGACCCCUACAAACAUGGGGAGGUGUGUACGUACAAGUGCCAGAAAGGCUUCGCUGAAGGUGGAGGAGACCGCGAACUGACCUGCGACAAUGGAGUCUGGGUCGGGGUCCCCCUGGUCUGUAGAGAAAAUUGUGAAAAACCACCAACGCCACCCGGCAGCAACCGAAAAGACUGCAGUAAUCCCUACGGGCAUGAUGAGGUGUGCACCUACGAAUGCAAAGACGGGUACACCGAAGUCGGCGGUGACGACAGUCUGACAUGCCAUAAUGGGGUCUGGGUCGGGGAUCCCCUGGUCUGUAAAGAGAACUGCAAAAAGGCGCCAACACCAGACGACACCGUUCGAACCGGUUGUGACGCCCCCUACACACAUGGGGAGAUGUGUAACUACCAAUGCGAAACCGGGUACAGAAAAACCGGCGGCAACGACAGUCUGACCUGCAAUGAUGGAGACUGGGACGGGGAGGAAUUGGUCUGUGUAAAACCGGACUGUGUUGUUUUCCCGCCGAACCCACCCAACACCCGCCGUGCCGCCUGUCGAGCCCCUUACAGAAGUGGUGAGAAGUGCAGAUACACGUGCCUCAGGGGGUACACUGAAGUCAGCGGCGACAAGUGGCUGACAUGUAACAAUGAAGUCUGGGCCGGGAACCCGCUGGUCUGUAAAGAGAAUUGUAAUCCUCCGCCAAGGCCGUCUAACACCGAUCGAGAAGGCUGUAAAUCCCCCUACAAACAUGGGGAGGUGUGUAACUACCGAUGCGAUGCAGGGUACAUGAAAACCGGCGGAGACGACAGUCUGACCUGCAAUGAUGGAGCCUGGGACGGAAGCUCCCUGGUCUGUACUGAAAAGACAGCAACACCGACACCGACUACGGCUCAGCAACCCAUGGAUUGUGGCCCACCGCCAAUGCCAGCCAACACUAUCCGAACCGGCUGUGACGACCCCUACACACAAGGGGAGGUGUGCGACUACUUAUGCGAAAUCGGGUACUUAAAAACCGGCGGCGACGACAGUCUGACGUGCAACGAAGGGGUCUGGGAAGGGAACCAACUGGUCUGUGAGGAUCAUUGCCCUCGACCACCAAAUGUUCCCAACACCAUCCUAAGCGACUGUGUCCACCCCUUCGUGCAAAAUGAGAUAUGUAUCUACGAAUGCAAACCAGAGUACACUGAAGACGGCGGCGACAACCUCAAGACCUGCUAUAAUCGAACUUGGAUUGGGGACGACCUGGACUGUAAGGAGGAUUGUGGUCCACCACCCAAUGUAGACAACACCGAUCGGAACGGCUGCUUCGCCCCCUACAACCAUGAUGAGGAGUGUACCUACACAUGCAAACCCGGGUUCACUCCAGACGGUGGUGGUGACACGGUGACCUGUGAUGAUGGAGUUUGGGAUUGGAAUAGACUUCCCCACAUGGAAUGUAAAAAGAAUUGUAAUCCACCACCAGUGCUAGCCAACGCCAUCCGAGGCGGCUGUGUCGCCCCCUACAAACAUGGGGUGGUGUGUACCUACACAUGCAUCGCCGGGUUCAAUCCAGACGGCGGCGGGAACAUGGUGACCUGCGAUGAUGGAGUUUGGGAUUGGAAUAGACUUCCUCCCAUGGAAUGUAACGAAGUGGAUUGUGGCCCACCACCAAUGCUAGACUACGCCAUCCUAGACGGCUGUGUCGCCCCCUACAAACAUGGGGACAAGUGUAACUACCAUUGCUUCCCUGAGUUCUGUCCGGAUCCAAAUGGCGGCACCGGCGACAUGGUGACCUGCGAUAAUGGCAUUUGGUGGAUUGUGAUCCACCACCAGUGCUAG
Branchiostoma belcheri (Belcher's lancelet) is the source of this 2637-nucleotide messenger RNA. Its product is annotated as complement factor H-like. The transcript has 17 exons. Bases 1 to 2637 code for a protein of 878 amino acids. NCBI's taxonomy places the organism in Eukaryota, Metazoa, Chordata, Leptocardii, Amphioxiformes, Branchiostomatidae. The record is from RefSeq and is a predicted model, not a curated record.